AUGGCGGCGGCGGUGGAGAGCGUGGUGGUGGUCAACAACAUGGAGACACUGGCGCAGAGCAUGACAGCGUUAGGCAUAGCGGAGGUCGUCGUCAUCGGCCGCGGUGAUGUCAGCGCCUUCGACAGCCACGGCGCCACCUCGCACCUCCGCUUCAGCCACUUCACCUCCCUUGCCCUCGCCUGCGCAUACCUCAAGGCAAGCUAG
Molecule: messenger RNA, 204 nt
Organism: Miscanthus lutarioriparius
Lineage: Eukaryota; Viridiplantae; Streptophyta; Magnoliopsida; Poales; Poaceae
Source: the annotation of a GenBank genome assembly